Cooperia oncophora is the source of this 465-nucleotide messenger RNA. Lineage: Eukaryota; Metazoa; Nematoda; Chromadorea; Rhabditida; Trichostrongylidae. The record is from the annotation of a GenBank genome assembly.
AUGACGGUUUCUUAUAAUCUGGACGUGUCGUCCACAUCCAUACUUGGAUUCCUGAAAUUGCAGUUUCGAUGGCGUGGAUCCAUAUGGAAAUCUGUCAUGAAGGCAAGUUUGCACUCUAAGCACUCCAAGCACUCGAAAAAGUGGAUGCAUUUGGAACUGACGGUGUUCUUGACGGCAUUUGCUGUCAUUACAACAAUUUAUCGUACUAAUCAUUUUCUUUCCGAGCAACAACGAAAGUUCUGGGACGAGAUUUCGGCAUUGUUUGACCAGACGCUCGACUAUAUCCCUUUAACAUUUAUGCUCGGUUUCUUUGUGACCAUUAUUGUUGGGAGAUGGAAUCAAAUCUUCACUAACAUGGGAUGGAUCGAGAACACAGCUCUAAUUACUGCGACAUAUCUGCGCGGAAGCGACGAGAAGAGUCGUAUGAUGCGACGGAAUAUCAUCAGAUAUAUGGUCUUGGCUCAG